AUGUCGUCUUUAGCAGGUGCUCUGAUCCCUCCAGAAAUGUCUUCUCUAUCCUCCCAGGCUCCUAGCGACCAUCUAUACGAUAAUGUUGAUGUUGACAUGAAGCCAGCACUGGAGCAUAUAGAUCCAACAGCCAAUGAAGAGGAUGAAGAAAUGACCGAUUUAUUCGGGGGUGACGGUGAGGUUGAGAACGCGACCCGCGGAGACCGACAUACAUCUCUAGGUGAUACGACGGAUGGAUCGGAGGGGCUAGGUUCUGCAGAGGCCGAGCAACGAAGAGCUCUUGAGUACGAAGAGGAUGAAGUUCCACCAGAAAUAGCCAUUGAAGAACGCGAAGCCAAUGUCGCUUUCCCGAAUUUACCUGUUCCGUCUAACUCAGACCAAGAUAACUGGGUCAUACGGUUGCCCAACUUCGUCAGAAUGGACUCAAAACCAUUUCAUCCAGAUACCUAUGUUGGACCGGAACAAGAAGAAGACGACGCCAUUCAACAGGCGGAAACACUGCGUGAAAAAAGCAUGUCAAUCAAACUCAAAGUCGAAAAUACUAUGCGUUGGAAAUGGAUCAAGGAUGAAUACGGCGGUGAUCGCAGACAGUCCAACAGUCGCAUUAUACGGUGGUCUGACGGUACUAUGAGUCUCAGGCUUGGGAAGGAACUUUUUGACAUUACCAAAGACAUCGAUACGUCUGGUGCUAUUCCUCGUAAAUCGUUCGGUGGAUCACAGUCGCAGUCACAGUUACAGCCACCUCCCUCGACGCCGGGAAAGUCUCACGGCCUCACUUAUCUGGUCGCCCAACAUAAACGAUCUCAGGUUUUACAAUCUGAGGCUGUCAUCACCGGUUAUAUGUCUUUACGUCCAACCGGUAUGCAGUCUGAGACACAUCGGAUGUUGGUACGUGCCGUGGGCCAAAAACACAACAAAGUUGCGCGCCUUCGUUUAGUUGAGGAUCCCGCCAUAGAUCCGGAAAAAGAAAAGGCGGAACUGAUGAAGACUGUGAAGAAAACGACUAAACGCAGAUCAAAUGCUGUUGAUUCUCUGGGCGGACGAACUUCCAGGAAAUCAUAUGGGAGGAGACAUGAAACGUCAGAUAUGGAACAAUCUGAUGAGGAUGAGGAAGGUGGGGGGAUGAGUACACGGAGGAGAAAGAGCCGUGAUGAGGAUGAUAGCGGAGGCCAUUACCAGCGCGAUGGAUUCGUUGUUGAAGACGAGUCUGAAGAAGACGGCGAUUUCGAUGCUGGCCGUAAACGCAGACGGGAUGAGGAAGAAGAUCCCCUUGAUCAACUUGAAGCGAAAAUUCAGCGACAACAAAAUAAACGGCGACAUGAAUCCGAUGACUCUGAUGCCGUUGAAGGUCAUGUGGAAGUUGAGAGCGAAGAGGAGGAGGAACAAAAGGUCCGUCGUGCUGGCGCGACUAGACGACGACAAGCGUUAUAUGAUGACGACGAAGACGAGUAA
This is a messenger RNA of Lentinula edodes (shiitake mushroom), 1452 nucleotides long. Its product is annotated as Leo1-like protein-domain-containing protein. Lineage: Eukaryota; Fungi; Basidiomycota; Agaricomycetes; Agaricales; Omphalotaceae. The transcript is spliced from 4 exons. Gene Ontology annotation, biological process: positive regulation of transcription elongation by RNA polymerase II; transcription elongation by RNA polymerase II. Gene Ontology annotation, molecular function: RNA polymerase II C-terminal domain phosphoserine binding. Bases 1 to 1452 code for a protein of 483 amino acids. The record is from RefSeq and is a predicted model, not a curated record. Gene Ontology annotation, cellular component: nucleus; Cdc73/Paf1 complex.